This is a messenger RNA of Trichechus manatus latirostris (Florida manatee), 1365 nucleotides long. It is a transcript of the gene DCTN6, whose product is annotated as dynactin subunit 6. Gene Ontology annotation, molecular function: dynein complex binding. The record is from RefSeq and is a predicted model, not a curated record. Lineage: Eukaryota; Metazoa; Chordata; Mammalia; Sirenia; Trichechidae. Gene Ontology annotation, cellular component: dynactin complex. The coding region runs from base 91 to 663 and encodes 190 amino acids. The transcript is spliced from 7 exons. Gene Ontology annotation, biological process: mitotic spindle organization.
CUAUCAGGCUCUCCAAUCGCGGGUAGAGAUCAUCGCUUUACCCAGGCAGUUGUGUCGAUCUCGGCUCCAACUGGAGACUGGGGCCGUGCCAUGGCGGAGAAGACUCGAAAGAGUGUGAAGAUUGCUCCUGGAGCAGUUGUGUGCGUAGAAAGUGAGAUCAGAGGAGAUGUAACUAUAGGACCUAGGACAGUGAUCCACCCUAAAGCACGGAUUAUUGCAGAAGCCGGGCCAAUAGUGAUCGGUGAAGGUAACCUUAUAGAAGAACAGGCCCUGAUCAUAAACGCUCACCCCGAUAAUAUCACCCCUGACGCUGGAGAUUCAGAACCCAAACCUAUGAUCAUUGGCACCAAUAAUGUGUUUGAAGUUGGCUGCUAUUCUCAAGCCAUGAAAAUGGGAGAUAAUAAUGUUAUUGAAUCAAAAGCGUAUGUCGGCAGAAACGUCAUACUGACGAGUGGCUGCAUCAUUGGUGCAUGCUGCAGCCUGAAUACCUUUGAAGUCAUCCCCGAGAACACAGUGAUCUACGGCACAGACUGCCUUCGUCGGGUGCAGACUGAGCGGCCACAGCCCCAAACACUACAGCUGGAUUUCCUGAUGAAAAUCUUGCCCAACUAUCACCACUUAAAGAAGACGACAAAAGGAAGCUCGACUCCAGUGAAGGACUAACACAGCGUGUGACCCCAGGACAGCGUUUCAUCUCGACCACAGUCUCAUGAAAGGCAUAGGGUUUCUGCAGUCGUCGCAGCUCCCAGGGUAAUACACGUCGACUCUGUUUUGUAAGAUUGAGUUAGAGGGGAAAGUAAUGUAUUUGCAUUGUAACUGUCCUCUAUAAUUUAUAUAAAAUGUAUUAUUUUCCUACAUUGUUGCUCCUUUUCUGAUAACUUACAGAUUUAGUUUAUUUUUCUUUUGUUAUACAAAAUAUUGGCCACAAAUUUUAGUUAUGUAAAAGACUCCCCGUGAUAAGAAGCGACACGUUGUUAUGUAUUUAUAUUCUAACACAUUCUAAACUAAAUAAAAGUGCUGAUGACGGGACGUUUAGUGAGCAGAGUUUAAUCAGUUUUUCCGCUUGCAUUACUUUUCCCUAUAGCUGUCUUCAUUUUUAUUAUGUACUGGCUGUAAUAAAGCUGACGUGUUCACCUCUUGUGGAUAUGCAGGUGUUUAAAACGUCUGGUGAAAUUUCAGCAGCUACUGAAUUCAUUUAGACUUUAUUUCCAAGAAAAAUAUUAUUUUUCUUUUUGGUAAAAUAAAAGUCAUCAGGGAAAGCUAUAUUCAGUACAUUAACUAUUCAGAAAGAAUGACGUCUGACUAACAUGACAAGUAAUGACCAUUAAUUGAGUGAUAUUCCUGGGUUUCUGCCGACAAUGAAAA